CCUGCAGCGCCCCCUGCCCCCGCGGAGGACCCUGACCGGGUCCAGGCCUCCAAUUUCGCUGAGCCCAGAACCCAAAGUGAAGAACAAAAUGGGAGAUGCUGAAGCAGGCAAGAAGAUCUUUAUUCAAAAAUGUGCUCAGUGCCACACAGUGGAAAAAGGUGGAAAACACAAGACUGGUCCAAAUCUCUGGGGCCUCUUUGGCCGAAAAUCAGGACAAUCACCAGGAUUUUCUUACACUGAUGCAAAUAAAAACAAAGGUAUUAUCUGGGGAGAAGCGACUCUGAUGGAAUAUUUGGAGAACCCAAAGAAAUAUAUCCCUGGAACUAAAAUGGUCUUUGCUGGCCUUAAAAAGAAGAGUGAGAGAGAAGAUCUUAUUCAAUAUUUGAAACAGGCAACAUCUUAA
Lemur catta (Ring-tailed lemur) is the source of this 403-nucleotide messenger RNA. Its product is annotated as cytochrome c 2. The coding region runs from base 89 to 403 and encodes 104 amino acids. Gene Ontology annotation, cellular component: mitochondrial intermembrane space. Lineage: Eukaryota; Metazoa; Chordata; Mammalia; Primates; Lemuridae. Gene Ontology annotation, molecular function: electron transfer activity; heme binding. The record is from RefSeq and is a predicted model, not a curated record. The transcript is spliced from 3 exons. Gene Ontology annotation, biological process: mitochondrial electron transport, ubiquinol to cytochrome c; mitochondrial electron transport, cytochrome c to oxygen.